AUAUAACGUAAAAGCUCCUAUUAACGACCCCCUAAAAUGUGUACUCUAUUAACGAUCUAAUUUUUAAAUCACUCAUAUUAGACAUAAUAUAGGGUUCCAGAAAAGUCAUACCUUAAAAAUUAGUAACGUAUUUUUGUUGGACAACAAAAAGAGUAAAGUUUGUGUGUUUAAAUAGCCAGUGAAAAAAGUAAUUUGACAGUAAGUGGGACGCGCCCGAAGCGGACGCACGUUUCAUAGUGUCGCGUCUCCAGCCACAAUCAUGGAGCCGCAGAAGCGCAAGCAGUACGCCUCUGCUCAACUAGAAGCUGCGCUUCUAGCUAUAAAUGAAGGUACCAGCAUAUACGAAGCUUCAAAAACCUAUGGCAUACCGAGGACAACUCUGCGUGACAAGAGAAAUAAUAAAUAUAUAAAUGAACAUUGUGGAAAACAAACAGUUUUAACGAAGGAGGAAGAAAAAAGACUGGUAGACUGGAUUUUUUAUCUCGGGAAGUCAGGUUUUCCUGUAACUAAGGAUCAAUUGUUGGAAACAGUAGCAAAAUUGGUGGAAAACUUAAAUCGCUCUAAUCCUUUUAAAGAUGGUGUUCCCGGAAAAGGAUGGUUUCUUAAGUUUAUGGCGAGGCAUCCUACCAUUUCAAGGCGAAUUACUCAGAAUUUGCCUACAAGCCGUUCACAUAUUACAGAGGAAGCUGUAAGAGCAUGGUUCAAUCGAGUACAUAGUUAUUUUGAACAAAAUAACCUUCUUGAUGUUUUGGAAGAUCCUAGUCGGAUUUUUAAUUGUGAUGAGACCGGAUUCUUUUUGUGUCCGAAAGGAAAACAAGUUCUUGUCCGAAGAGGCAGCAAGAAAGUAUAUAGUAGAGUGGCCAAUGACGAAAAGGAGUGUUUAACAGUGCUAGUAAAUGUGUCUGCAGAUGCUGCAAUAGCACCUCCCAUGGUCUUAUAUCCAUACAAGCGUUUACCAAAAAACAUUGUUCCAACUGUACCAUCUGGAUGGGGUAUCGGUCACACUGAGUCAGGAUGGAUGAAUAUGGCCGCAUUUUAUGAGUACAUUGCCAAUUGCUUUUAUCCCUGGCUGAUUCAGCAUAACAUACAAUUUCCUGUAGCUUUAUUUCUCGACGGUCACACUUCUCAUAUAUCACUCCCUCUGACAGUUUUUUGCAAAGAAAAGGGAAUAAUCCUAAUAGCAUUAUUACCUAAUGCAACGCAUGUUCUUCAACCCUUAGACGUUUCUGUAUUCAGACCCGUGAAAGGAACUUGGAGAACCGUUGUUCAUGAUUUUAGAGUUCAAAACAACUUUGCAAAAUUAAGACGAAUAGAUUUUGCACCUCAAGUGGAUAUUUGCUUAAAAAAUACUCUUGUAUCACAAACAAUUAAGAAUGGAUUCCAAUGUUGUGGAUUAUAUCCCUUUGGACCUGAUAAUGUAAAUUAUGAUAAACUUUUGACAAAAAACGCUAAUGCAACAAGUGAAGAAAGUGGAGACAAUGCAGAUGAUAUUAGUAGCCAUGGAUCGAGUACUGUUACAGGCAAUGAGAAAUCUGUCGACGAUACAGAAAAGUUUAAACAGCAGUUUGAACGUCGCUUAUCACCUGAAGUUCUCCUAAUGUUCCAAAAAUCGGGAUCGGUAUGGAAUGGCGAUGAGACUUACAAAAAAUUAUUUGAGUUUUGGAGGGAUAUUAAUCCUAUCGACAAUACACCUUUACAACAAACUUUCGAUAACAAUUUAGAAUUGGGUGAUACCACGCUUGUCAACAAUAUUGGUGAAGAAGAGACGUUGACUUAUGAAGUCAGUGCAAGUGGAUGUCUUGUUCCAAACCGUUUUAAUACCGUUUCUAAUAAUGUUUUAAUGUUUCCCAUGGACGAAUUGCUAUCUCCAAUUAUAUCUAAAGAAUCGGAUACCAUAUCUUUAUUGAGCACUCAGCCUGAAUCGAAUCUUUUGGAAUAUGUUAAUGAGAUACCCCCCAAAACAAUUACUACUUCAACUGAUUGCGUCAAAGAGUUAAACAGUGAAGAUCACAAUGCAAGAACAUCAACUCCUAAACAAUCCAAUAAAAACUUUAGUGAUGAACCUAUGCUACUACUGAAUAAAAGUCAUAGUGACGACACAUUGUUCACUACAGUUAAUAAUGAAACGCCAUGUAAGUCAAUCCAAAAUUCUAGUCAUUCAAGGUUUAUACCAAAAGAGCUCAAUCUUACAACUCCUUUUAAAAAUGCUCUAUUCUUUCCUAAAGUUGACACUAAAUCAAAUAAAAGAGUUUCCAAAAAAAUUACACCAACUGUUGCAAUAUCAGAUGAGUUCAUGGAAUACCAGAAAAAAGCAGAAGAGAAAAAAGCACAGGAAGAAGAAAAGAAAAAAAUACGGAAAGAAAAAUUACAAAGAAAUAAAAUAGAAAGAGAAAAGAAACAAGCAGAUCUUAGGAAGGCAAAAGAAAGGAAAAAUAUGGGAGCUGUGUCUAAACCAACAAGUGUGAGAAAACAUAAUACAUCAAAAGCGUUGGAAAUACGUCGUAAUACGACGUCAAGUUCAGAAUCUGAAUCUGACUCAGUAUUAAUCCCACGACAAAAUAAUUACAAAGUGAAAACUAAAAAUGCAAUACAUUCAGGUUAUGCUUCAACAUCAGCUAGAGUUCUUCCAAAUACAUCAUCAUCUGAUAAUGAUGAGUUACAUGUACCAAAAACUGUUUCGUAUAAACGACAUAUUAUUUUUCCAUCUGACUCUGAAUCUGAUAAUAUUUUUUAAAACUACUUUAUUUGAAUUUGCAAACGUUGAUUACUGUCUCUCUCUCUUCUCUCUUCUCCUAGCCUUAUUAAUCCCAAGCAUCUUGGGGUCGGCUUCUGUAUUGAGCGAAUUAUAAAUGUGUGUACCUAUUAUAAAGGUAUUUUGUGAUUGUAUUACAGGUAAAAAUAUUUUUGUUACUGAUUUAUAAUAUUUAAUUAGUAUGUAGGUAAUUAAAAAGUAAGCAUUUAAUUAUAUGAAGACUGUUUUCUGAGGCUGAUUAUAUUUUUUAUUAAUUAAAAUAACAAAAAAUAAGUGCUCUAAGCGUUGCAAUAAAUAAUUAUGUUCAUAUUGUAAUAAUGUUGAUCUCAUAACUAUUGUUAUUAUAUAAUAAAUACCUUAAAAACGUUUUUUUAUUUUAUUUAAUAGUAUAGAAGAAGUGACAACUUCGUAGCGGUCGGUAAAAGAAGUAGAAAA
Molecule: messenger RNA, 3187 nt
Organism: Plodia interpunctella (Indianmeal moth)
Lineage: Eukaryota; Metazoa; Arthropoda; Insecta; Lepidoptera; Pyralidae
Exons: 2
Coding region: 260-2734 (824 amino acids)
Cellular component (GO): nucleus
Molecular function (GO): DNA binding
Source: RefSeq, a predicted model, not a curated record